Messenger RNA from Ogataea polymorpha, 1642 nucleotides. RefSeq lists its product as uncharacterized. The transcript has 2 exons. Gene Ontology annotation, molecular function: 5-amino-6-(5-phosphoribosylamino)uracil reductase activity. NCBI's taxonomy places the organism in Eukaryota, Fungi, Ascomycota, Pichiomycetes, Pichiales, Pichiaceae. The record is from RefSeq and is a predicted model, not a curated record. Gene Ontology annotation, biological process: riboflavin biosynthetic process. Bases 1 to 774 code for a protein of 257 amino acids.
AUGCUUCAAGUCCACCAAUCACCUUUCCUGUCCUGCUAUCAUAUGUGCAAUUUUGGGAUAUCCGAUACUGAUGAAAAUCUUCCGUUUAUUACUUUAACAUUUGCACAAUCAAUCGAUUCAAGGAUUAGUAGCUCUCCUGGAGUCAGAACCUCAAUUUCACAUCUAGAAACUAAAACCAUGACCCAUUAUCUACGAUCGAAGCACGACGCCAUACUCGUUGGAAUCGGUACUUUCUUGGCUGAUGAUCCAAGUCUGAAUUGUCGUUUCAAGAUAAAUGAUGACGACCCAAAUCAUUUGAUAAGACCUGUCAUUAUUGAUCCCACAUUCAAACUGGGCCCUUUUUAUGAAAAUUCUAAACUAAGACAAGCUUACUUGGAGAAAAAAGGUCUUCCGCCAAUUGUUUUAGUGAAAUUGUCCACGAUCAAUUCAAACCCCGAAAUCGAAAGCUUUUGCCUUCACCAUGAUAUUGUGCUGCUUCCAUUAGAUAAUGAGUCAGCACCCAGAUUUCAAUGGAUGGUAGUUUUCAGAGAAUUGAAGAAGCGAUCCAUCAGGUCAGUCAUGGUUGAGGGAGGCGCAUCGGUAAUUAACAGUUUGCUUUUAUCCAGAGAUUCGAGUAGUGGGAAGCCCCUGAUUAAUUCAUUAAUCAUAACCAUCGGUCCGGUUUUCUUGGGCAAAUCAGGAGUUGAAGUAUCCCCAUGUAAAGAACUCCACCUUACAGACGUAUCUUGGUGGACCGGGGUGCAGGAUUCUGUGGUAUGUGGUCACCUGAACUGAUAGUAUUUCUCAAGAGUUUUUAGCUUCAAGUUACUUGAGUAAAUGCUAGAUUGAUUGAUUAAUUUCGUUCAUUGGGACGUAUCUUUUAUACAGCGAUCAACCUUAAAGACAAAUUCUAUAGGAUGCGUAUCUUCCUGACGUCUCGGAUCUUCUAAUAAUCUUGACAACCUGUCCCCGACGGAGUCCCAAGUAUCGAGCAACAGGGUCUUCUCUUUGAAUUCUGGGUAACUGCGAUUCUUUUAAUCUAUACCGCGCCAGCAAUUCUUUUUUCUCCUCAGUCGACAGUCUGAUAUGUUUAGGAACUAAUUCAUGGUGAGUGAUGUUGACUAUGAUGUCAGCUUCCUGAAAUGUCUCGAUAAUGGCUGGUUCUGCAACCGCGAUCGCUUUUGUGGCCGAAGGAGUCAUGUUCUGCUGAUAGAUAAAAAUACCAGUAGCAAAAUUCUUGUCUGCAAUAUGCUGGCAGAAAUUCUUCAUAGUAGUUAUUCCGACAGAAGGCUCAUCGCAGAAUUCAACCCAUAAUGGUCCCAAGUCACCGUAUUUUUCAGCAGCUUCUUGUGAAGCAUUUGCUUGAAAUGACAUAAGUUUUCUUUGUGGCAUUCCCAUGGAAUCACAGAUCUUUUCUCUGAAUUGGUCAAGAGAUAUAUCAAUUUCCUCUUGUGUUAUGUAAUACCCGCGAUCUCUCACCAUUUCCUUCACAGUCCUAUAAGCCCUCCACAAUCGAGAGGUAGUGCGCUCAAUAUCAUCCAUGUUUGAGCGUGUUUUUUAGUAAGGAUUGGGAAAAAUCAGUGAUAUGCUUCUCAACUAGCAAGCACAAUAUUGGAGUAUUCCAGAUUGACACACACCCACGCCUUAACAAGUUUACAAGGCC